Molecule: messenger RNA, 1839 nt
Organism: Trichogramma pretiosum
Lineage: Eukaryota; Metazoa; Arthropoda; Insecta; Hymenoptera; Trichogrammatidae
Product: replication protein A 70 kDa DNA-binding subunit-like
Exons: 7
Coding region: 1-1305 (434 amino acids)
Source: RefSeq, a predicted model, not a curated record
AUGGAUCCAGGACCUAUACCAACGGAAUUAGCAAAUUUAACACUAAUAGAACAACUUCUAAUUGCUCAAGUGCAUCCUAUAAUUUCUCUUUAUAGAAUUAAAGGAGCUCAGUAUGCCUAUUCGGAUGACGAUAUAUCGCACCUACUCCCCAAUUUGACAAUCGACAACGACACAAUCACCGAAUUAACACCACCGACAAACGACGAAUCACCUCUUAACGAAGAUUUAACAAAUACUUACAUAUUCAGAGCAGAACCAUUGGAUCAACAACGUAUUAUAAAUGAAGAAUUAGAAUUAAAUUACCCAUCAUUGUCAUCAACUCCCAUCAACGAAUUUACAAGCGAAGGAUAUAUCGCAAGAGCUUUCCCCACGUUAUUCCCUACUGGUAACGGCGACUUUUUACAGAAUCGUACCAUCAGCGUUACAUUUUCCCAAUACAUACAAUAUUUAAUGGAGUACGAAGACGGAAGAUUUGCCAAANUCAAAAUCUACGUAAAAGCAAGGUUGAAUUCGCGAAAUAUUGAUUGGUGUGUUCGAUUUUUUUUUAUUUUCUAUUUUUUGCUUAUUUUUUGUUUUAUUUUUUUGUUUUUUUUUUGUGUGUUUAUAUGCAGGUGGAAAUUUGAAGGUCAAGUGAUAACAGUGUCCGCAUUGCGCGAGAGUACGACGUCGUACAAAAAAGGGACGAAGAUAUUUACGUUUGAUAUUGCUGAUGAGGGUGGUCUGAUAAAAUGUGCGUGCUUCGGUAAAACAGCUGAGAUAUUAUGUAAUAAAAUUAAUGUUGGCAAAGUCCUUCAAUUGUCCAAUAUUGGUGUCAAGCUGACUAAUACAUUAUAUAGUACUACCGAUAACGAGUAUGAAGUGGAAAUAAACUGUGGUACUAUUAUAAAGGAGAUUGAUUUGGAAGAUGGUGAGAAGUUGAAUAUCUCGGUGAAGAGUACCUUUACGCAAUUUAGUGACAUUGAUGAUGUCAAUAUCAAUAAGGCGAUAAAUGUCAUUGGUAUUGUCAAGAAUGUAACUGGGCCGAAAGAAAUGGUCGCAAAGGAUGGACGAUCAUUGAUUAAAAAUACAGUAACGCUUAUGGAUGGUAUGCGAAACAAGAUUGUUGUCACUUCGUGGGGAACUAUCGCCGAAAGUUUAAAUGUAUCUGUCAACGAUGUCGUAUCGAUGAAGGGAGUAGGCAUUCACGUAUACGAUGGGGUGCGUUCGUUGAAACUCUAUAGCUCCUCAGUCGUUAUAGUCGGUGAAGAUGUAGAGGAGGCACAUAGAUUGAAAGAAGUACUGGAUGGAAUGUCUAAAAAGUGUUAAUUGUAAAUCAUAUGAUGUAUAAUGUGUUAUAUUUGUGAAAUUGUAUGAUGGAGUCUGAUAUUGUAGUUGUUUGGUUUUGAAUUUGUUGGUAUGUAAUUUAUACAGAAAACGGAAUAAUUGUAUUCUGUAAUUUGCAGUUGUUGUUUGUUUUAGUUGUAUGUAUUUGAGUACUCGUUUAAAUAUUUAUUUGUUUUUUCUUCUCUGUUUGUUUGUGAUAUUGCGUGAGCUGACAAACGUUUACAAUGUUACUAUCGAUAAUAUAAUGUAAUGAAUAUGUAAUUGCAUAAAUGUAAAGUUAUAUUGCAUACUUGCUUUGUUGGCUUCGUUCAAGUAAAGUGCAGAAGAUUGUAUUAUGGAGGAAGCUGCGUUGUAAUUUGUGAUGGAAAUGAAUGAUUUAGACAUCAGCGUUUAAUUAUUUGUUCCACGUAUAUGUUUAUAAAUUAUUUGAGUACAUACAGUGUCAACCGAUAUAUUAUAUCGCUAAACGUAGUGAACUGGUUUUGAAGAAUUGUUAAUAAAAUAAUAUUUGAUAUA